Molecule: messenger RNA, 4586 nt
Organism: Aquila chrysaetos chrysaetos
Lineage: Eukaryota; Metazoa; Chordata; Aves; Accipitriformes; Accipitridae
Gene: PDE1C
Product: phosphodiesterase 1C
Exons: 18
Coding region: 124-2274 (716 amino acids)
Biological process (GO): signal transduction
Molecular function (GO): 3',5'-cyclic-nucleotide phosphodiesterase activity
Source: RefSeq, a predicted model, not a curated record
GUGCGAGGUUGGGUGUGCGUGCUGUCACAGGCAGAUAUUCAAGGGCAGCAAGAGCGAGCUUGAGCGCUCUGCUUCCACGGGGGGAGAGAAAGGCUGCUGCUGAAAGUACAAGCUGGCAGGAUCAUGACAGAGCCAAGCAGCAGAAAGGAAGGAUUUAAAAAAUGCCGGAGUGCUACUUUCAGCAUCGAUGGCUAUAGCUUUACAAUUGUUGCAAACGAGGCAGGUGACAAAAAUGCACGACCACUUUCACGAUUUGCCCGGUCUAAAUCACAAAACUGCUUGUGGAACACCAUUAUCGGUGGUCUGACCGGCAAUCUCAAGGAAAGGCCAAAGCCGACCAUCAUCAGUGACCCUAGACCUCCUGAAGAAAUCUUAGCGGAUGAACUACCGCCGGUGGACAGUCCUGAGGCAUUGGUGAAAGCGUCUUUCAGAUUGCGGUCUUUGGUAAAGCAGUUAGAGAGAGGGGAAGCUUCAGUUGUAGACCUAAAGAAAAAUUUGGAAUAUGCCGCGACUGUUCUUGAGUCAGUAUACAUUGAUGAAACUAGGCGUUUACUGGACACAGAAGAUGAGCUCAGUGACAUCCAGUCUGACUCUGUGCCCUCGGAGGUCCGGGACUGGUUGGCUUCUACCUUCACACGGCAAAUGGGAAUGAUGCUCAAAAGGACGGAGGAAAAACCCCGGUUCAGGAGUAUUGUCCAUGCAGUUCAAGCUGGGAUAUUUGUGGAAAGAAUGUACAGACGGACUUCAAAUAUGGUCGGUUUGAGCUACCCACCAGCUGUAAUUGGAGUGCUAAAGAAUGUAGACAAGUGGUCCUUCGAUGUAUUUGCACUAAAUGAUGCCAGUGGGGAUCAUGCACUGAAAUUCAUUUUCUAUGAACUUCUCACACGCUAUGAUCUGAUCAACCGUUUCAAGAUCCCCAUUUCUGCCCUGGUGUCCUUUGUGGAAGCUCUGGAGGUUGGCUACAGCAAGCACAAAAACCCAUAUCACAACCUAAUGCAUGCUGCAGAUGUGACACAGACUGUCCAUUACCUCCUUUUCAAGACAGGCGUAGCGCACUGGCUGACAGAGCUGGAGAUCUUCGCUAUGAUCUUUGCAGCUGCCAUCCAUGACUAUGAACACACCGGAACCACCAACAACUUUCACAUCCAGACACGGUCAGACUCAGCCAUUCUCUAUAAUGACCGAUCUGUGCUUGAAAAUCACCACGUUAGUGCGGCGUAUCGUCUUUUGCAAGAUGAUGAAGAGAUGAAUAUUUUAUCUAAUCUCUCAAAGGAUGACUGGAGGGAAUUCAGAGCUCUAGUGAUUGAGAUGGUGUUGGCCACCGAUAUGUCCUGUCACUUCCAGCAAAUCAAAGCCAUGAAGAAUGCUUUGCAGCAGCCAGAAGGAAUUGACAAGCCGAAAGCCUUAUCACUGUUGUUGCAUACAGCAGAUAUCAGUCAUCCAGCCAAGGCCUGGGAUCUCCAUCAUCGCUGGACCAUGUCUCUGCUAGAGGAGUUCUUCAGACAGGGUGACAAAGAAGCAGAACUAGGGCUUCCCUUCUCUCCACUGUGUGAUCGCAAGUCUACUAUGGUUGCUCAGUCUCAAAUAGGUUUCAUUGAUUUCAUUGUGGAACCCACUUUUACUGUGCUGACUGACAUGACUGAGAAGAUUGUGACUCCGCUCAUUGAUGAAGCUUCCCGUUCUGGCAUGUCUGGGUUCAGGCGUUCCAGUCUGAAUAGCAUUAAUCCCUCCGAAGUUAAAAGAUCAAGUGUCAAGAGCACUGGGUCCGAAGGAAGUGCCUCACUCAACUGCUCCAUACUCACUGUGGACUUCAAAUGUUUUAAAGCCACCUGGACUGAGGUGGUGCAGCAGAACCGGGAGAAAUGGAAAGCACAAGCUACCAAAGAAGAAAAUGCUAAGAAAGAAGCAGAGGAAAAUGCUCAUCAGGGAACAGAUGAAAAGAAAACAGAUGAAAAGGAUGAGAAGAAGCCAGCUGAAGAUGCCACAGCAGCAAAGACAGAGAACAGCAAAGAACCAAAUCCUGGGGAAAACAAAAGCGCAGAUUCCAAUAAGAAUCAUGUAAAUGGGACUCGGCAAAUUGGGGUGAAUAAACACGAAGCCUCUCAAGGGAAAAAUGCACCUAGGACAGAUAAGGGAACAGACUCUUAUCACGCAGCAGGAGAAGAGAAACAGCAUGUCCAGAAUGGUGAAUUAAAGGAAGACAGUAAGUUGGACAAAAAAGAUCAGUCCGGUGUGGGGGAUGAAUCAAAGAAAACAGAUGAUACAGAAGAAUAAAAAUAUAUUAAAAAAGAGACUGCAAAUUUCUUUCAUCAUUUUAGCUGAGCUUCUUCAUUCCCGUUCUCCUCCUCCUUCCGCAAAGACCAGUUUCUGGGGAAGGCGUUAAACAACUUUAAAAACACUCCUCCUCCCACUGGCUACUUCACAGCUAAUGACUCUGGGUUCUAGGGUGGGGGCCUUGGUUUUUUGGGUCAGUUUUAUUUUUGUUUGUUUGUUUGUUCAUGUAUGUGUGCAUUUUUUGUUGUUUUUUUUAAGUUUUUUGUUAAAAAAAACAAGUGGUGAUUUCCUGAUGCAAAUGGCUCCAUUUUUCUGGACAGGUCAAGCAAAUAGAUGAGAGUCAUCUUCAAAAGCUGGUAUUGCCCUUUGCUAUGCCUCAAGCUUGUGAAACCAACAUUAGGAUGAUGCAAAAGAAUAUAUAUAAAAAAAAAAAAAAAAGAAAGAAAACUUAAUACUUCACUUUUACUCUUUUUCUUUUCCCUGAGAGCCUUUUCCAAUUGCUGAUAGACAGAAUUUGACAUCAGUUUUACCCUCGCUGUAGAAGAUUUUAUUAAUAAGGAUGGCGAAUUGGUAGAGUCAUUUGACCAUUUGUUAGGAUUUGAUGUCUUUCCCAGAUGAUGCAAUGGUAGCAAAAUUUUUUUGUUUCUAAACAGCAGGCAGACUCACUCAACCCUUGAUUUUGUUCUGGUUUUGCAGUUAGUAAUAGGAAAGGAAUAAUCAAUGAAAGCGAUAUUCCCUUGGGGCAAAUUUUGUUGUCAGACUCUAAGAGCAUGCACUAAUGUCCUGCUUGAUGUGCCUGCCUUAACUUGAUAUUACAGUUAAUGAGCUGUUUCCCACAUUUGUUCAUGGGCUACUGGUAACCACUCUUUGUCUGACCUGAAGAUCUAAGAGGAGAAGGGCAGCAGGGAAUCACACGGAUCGAUUCUUACUUUCAUCUCAGUGUGGUCUUUCUUUCAUCACUGAUUGAAUGGACAGGCCAAAGAAAAGAAAAAGCAUUGCUGGAGAAGUAUGGACAGACAAAACCAAAAUGAAAAAGUGUGUCCUAAAUACACUGCUGGAGUUGGUGGAUAAAACUGUCUUAUCCAGUGAAGUUAGACACAUGGAAAGUAGCCAUCAUUUUGGCCCAUUUUAAAGAAGAAAUGUUAAAAAACUAACUUGCUUAGACCUUGAUUCAGGAAGGUAUCUUUGUAUGAGAAACAUCAAACAUGUAUGUAAGUGCUUUUCUGCCUUGGGAUCUUGGUAGGGAUCCAGUUAAUUGUAAGUAAUUUUACCUACCUAUGUGGAAAUCAAGAUACAUACAUACACAUACAACUGUUUUUUGCCUAACUCCUUUUUGUUCAGGAUGAGGUCUUGCUGUGUUAGUCAUGUAUGUAUUUUAUAAGGACUCAGACUGCUGUUAUGGCUCUUUGCUAUGUAGAGAACACGCAAAACAUUGGCUUAGGAAAGUAAAUCUUCAGAGUUUCUUUUUCAUGUUCAAAAGCACAGGACUUUACCACCAGCCUAUAUUAGAGCUUGGGUCUCUGUUCCUGCUUAAACUGUGCAUGUACAGGGACGAGCUCCCGCAACACUGGCAAAGAUCACAGCAGUGAGCUCAGCCUAAAUCCACAUUUAAACGAGAAUACCUUCUCACUCAGGAGUGUUUGUAUCUGGGAGUUUGAUUAUUGAGGCUAGAGACUUUUUGAGUUCUUUUUUUGGACACCGGAGUUUGAGUUUGUUCAAAGCCAGAGAUUUAGAUUAGGUUCAUGCUGUGAAAAGGUUGCACUUCAAUCACAAAAAUAACUCUUGCAGUUCUUAGAAUUCGCAGUUGGCUUCACUGAACCAGCUCAUUUAAAUAAAAUAAAUAUAAGGGCACAUAGUGUUCCCAUUUGUGAGCUCCUGGUUCAAUCUGGGGUAGAUUUUCUGAGGAAAGCAGGGUGCUGGGAGGACAGUGGUCCUGCAGUCAGUGCCAAGCACACUCCAUGUUGUGUGACUGGCAGAGGGCUGUGUCACCACGUAGCACUUUCCCACCUUGCCUUUCUCCCGCUCCAUCAGCAUUCAGCCCUGGUAAGAGUGGUAGAAUAUGACUUCCAGUCCUGACCAGGCUCUUUGAAGGCACAUUGAUGAAAUAUCAAUAAUGCAGAACUAAAAUACUGCAGCAGUGAGUCAGUCCCUGCUUAGUCAGACUUCUCCCUGAAGUCAGGGGGAACAUAUCCUCACCGAGUGUUUGGUCAGAGGUGCAGGAUGAUUUAGUCAAUAUCUUUUAAGUUACCCUUACCAAAUGUACAGUGACUAAAGAUGCCUUAGAUUAUGCACAGUAGAAUAAUAAUAAUAAU